UGGAGAGCGCGGUGGAGCGUGGUCCGUGCGAUCUCCCAUAGGCUGGCUUAAGUCUCACUGGUUGUACUCAAGGUGAACAGGGUGCAAAUAACCCAUUCUUGUCAUCUGGCCUUCAUUCUCAACUGUUAAUUCUCACAUGAUUCCACUCUUUAGUCGUAGAAGAUUUGCCGGCAAAAGGCUCUGAGCGGCCACCAUGAUCAAACGGUCGGGGUACUUGCUUGUCCUGGUCUUUGUCCACCUAGUGUUCGGCGUGUCCUGGCUGACACUGCUCAAGGUCAGCCUGGCCAUCGUGCUCGUGUUCUACAUCACGCUGCCGCUGGUCUACCACUUCUUCCCGACGGUGCCGCGCCACCUGGUGUUCCUGCCGUUCUUGCGAUGGCCCCGGGGCGCGAGCUUCACCCAGCCAGAGCUCUCCGGCCUGGCGGCCGCGCGCAACUUCUACGUCACCACCACGGACGGGGUGCGGCUGGGCGUCUGGUGA
This is a messenger RNA of Pollicipes pollicipes, 481 nucleotides long. Its product is annotated as lysophosphatidylserine lipase ABHD12-like. The record is from RefSeq and is a predicted model, not a curated record. The transcript has 5 exons. Lineage: Eukaryota; Metazoa; Arthropoda; Thecostraca; Pollicipedomorpha; Pollicipedidae. The coding region runs from base 194 to 481 and encodes 95 amino acids.